Messenger RNA from Numida meleagris (helmeted guineafowl), 2084 nucleotides. It is a transcript of the gene MATN4, whose product is annotated as matrilin 4. The record is from RefSeq and is a predicted model, not a curated record. The transcript has 10 exons. Gene Ontology annotation, molecular function: calcium ion binding. Bases 117 to 1982 code for a protein of 621 amino acids. Lineage: Eukaryota; Metazoa; Chordata; Aves; Galliformes; Numididae.
UGGCGGUGCCUGGGCACCCUCUGUUUGCCAUCAGGAGCUGCGAGCCUGAGGGCUGAGCACUGACAGCACAUCUCCUCCUCCUGCAGCGAGUGCCCAGCUCCCAUCCUGCAGCAACGAUGAAGCUCCUGCCGCUCGCUGCACUCCUCCUGCUUGUCCUGACAGCGCUGGAAGCCAGACCAAAGCCUGCAGCCGUGAAGUGCAGGACGGGUCCCCUGGACAUCGUCUUUGUGAUCGACAGCUCCCGCAGCGUGCGUCCCUUCGAGUUCGAGACCAUGCGGCGCUUCAUGAUCGACAUCAUCGGCAACCUGGACGUGGGCCCCAACGCCACGCGGGUGGGGGUGAUCCAGUACUCCAGCCAGGUGCAGAACAUCUUCUCCCUCAAGACCUUCUUCACGCGGGCGGAGAUGGAGAGAGCCAUCAACAGCAUCGUGCCGCUGGCCCAGGGCACCAUGACGGGGUUGGCCAUCCAGUACGCCAUGAACGUGGCCUUCACCGCGCAGGAGGGCGCGCGCCCGCCCCACAAGAAAAUCCCCCGCAUCGCCAUCAUCGUGACGGAUGGACGGCCCCAGGACCGCGUCUCCGAGGUGGCCGCCCAGGCACGGAACGCCGGCAUCGAGAUCUACGCCGUGGGCAUCCAGCGGGCAGACAUGAACUCGCUGCGGGCCAUGGCCUCGCCGCCGCUGGAGGAGCACGUCUUCCUGGUGGAGUCCUUCGAGCUGAUCCAGCAGUUCGGGAAGCAGUUCCAGGACAAGCUGUGCGGGGUGGACAUGUGCAUGGAGCGGGACCACGGAUGCCAGCACAGCUGCGUGAGCACGCCCGGCUCCUUCUACUGUGAAUGCCACCCUGGCUACCAGCUCAACGUGGAUGGAAAGACCUGUUCCCCCAUCGACGCGUGUGCUGAUGGCAGGCACGGCUGCGAGCACCACUGCAUCAGCGCCCGUGGGACGUACUCAUGCCGCUGCCGCGCAGGAUACUACCUCAACCAGGACAAGAGGACCUGCACAAUGAUCGAUUACUGCAGCUUCGGCAACCACAGCUGCCAGCACGACUGCGUGAGCAUCCCCGCCGGGCACCGCUGCCGCUGCCGCGAUGGUUUCAUGCUGCAGCACGACGGCAAGUCCUGCCGUGCCAUUGACCUCUGCAAUGGGGUGGAUCACGGCUGCGAGUUCAAGUGUGUGAGCAGUGAGGGCUCGUUCCAUUGCGUGUGCCCCGAGGGCCAGCAGCUCCAGGCGGAUGGGAAGACGUGCAGCAAGUGUGGGGCCGGGCACGUCGACCUGGUGAUGGUGAUCGAUGGCUCCAAGAGUGUCCGGCCCCAGAACUUUGAGCUGGUGAAGCAGUUUGUGAACCGCAUUGUGGAUCUAUUGGAAGUGUCCCCUGACGGCACACGCGUGGGGCUGGUGCAGUACUCCAGCCGCGUCCGCACUGAGUUCCCCCUCAACAAGUACCAUAGUGCAGAAGAGAUCAAGGCGGCAGUGAUGAAGAUGGAGUACAUGGAGAAGGGCACCAUGACGGGCCUGGCCCUCAAGCACAUGGUAGAGCACAGCUUUUCUGAACUGGAAGGGGCCAGGCCACUCUCCCACAAUGUGCCCAGGAUCGGGCUUGUCUUCACGGAUGGACGCUCCCAGGAUGACAUCUCAGAGUGGGCACAGAGAGCCAAAAAGUCAGGUAUCAUCAUGUUCGCUGUGGGUGUUGGCAAGGCGGUGGAAGAGGAGCUGAAGGCCAUCGCCUCUGAGCCGGUGGAGCAGCACUUCUCCUACUCGGCGGACUUUACCACCAUGACCCACCUCGUGGAGAACUUCAAGCUGAACAUCUGCCCAGAGGAGGGCAGAGGGGAGACGGAGAUCCGCAGCCCGUGUGAGUGUGAGGCGCUGGUGCAGUUCCAGACGAACACCGUGGCCAUCCUGCAGAGCCUGACCGAGAGAAUUGCUCAGAUGACGGUCAGACUGGAAGCACUGGAGAAGCAGAUUGCCCUCAAGAAGUGAUCCUCCCAGCAGGUCACAGGGCUCAGAGGGGACCUACAGUAGCUACGUGGCAUUGUUAUUGAUAGAUUAUGUAAAGCAACGUUGCUUGUUCUUGUAUCACAA